This is a messenger RNA of Drosophila teissieri, 1608 nucleotides long. RefSeq lists its product as uncharacterized. Gene Ontology annotation, cellular component: membrane. The transcript is spliced from 6 exons. Gene Ontology annotation, biological process: lipid metabolic process. The record is from RefSeq and is a predicted model, not a curated record. NCBI's taxonomy places the organism in Eukaryota, Metazoa, Arthropoda, Insecta, Diptera, Drosophilidae. Gene Ontology annotation, molecular function: oxidoreductase activity, acting on the CH-CH group of donors. Bases 642 to 1592 code for a protein of 316 amino acids.
GCGGCGGCUGGUGUGUUUGUUUUCGCCUCGUAGAUGCUGGCUGCAAUCGAGAAGCGAAAAAAAGGCAUUGAAAGCAAUAAAAACCAGAGGCCAGCGCGGCAACAAGGAGAGAAAUUAGGCGUUAGAGCGGCAGGAAACAAACGGAAAAAAAUCGCAACUAAUCACCAGGCCACUUUUGGCCAUUUUGUGGCAUAAGCGGAAACGGAAAUAGGCGACCCCAAUAUAAACAAUCAUCACAUAAAUACGUAAUCAACAAGCGGCCCCCCAAAAAAGCAGACAGCGACUCCUUGGCAGGCGGCCAACGCCACAGACCACCACUCGCCAGAAACCACCCACCAUCCCAACCACCCAACCAGCGAGCCACCCACCACAGCAUGUAAAGCCCAGUGGGCGGUGGGAGUGGCACACACAAACAGAUACCAGUUCCGAGGCGACUUUGGCUAGGUGUGGAUGAAGCGAUGUGAAGGCACAACAUUUUGCAAUAUUAAAGAACAGCAAAGGGAAGGAGGAGCCGGAGAGCAGAGGAGCAGGAGGGUCAGGUGGCGGAGGACCAGAACCUGUUGCCGACACGUCCACAAAGAGACCGGAUUGGCUGAAAGCCUGUCUGGCUGGGUGAAAGGUGAAAGCAGAGCGCCGCAACAAUGACCGUAAAUGUACUGGACUACGAUCACUUCGCCAUCAGCGCAAUCGUCGUGGGCAGUCUGCAGUUGGUCUUCUUUCUGAUCAACUCCGUGCUCCAAAUGGACAAGCUGACGGACUUUGCCGGCGGCGUGAACUUCAUCAUCAUCUCCCUGCUCACUUUUUUUCUUGGCCAAAUUGAUCGGCCUUCAAAGGCCUAUGAUAGUCGCCAGCUGAUGGUCACGCUCUUCGUUUGCCUGUGGGGCGCUCGACUCUCGGGAUACCUACUAUAUCGGAUCGUGAAGCUGGGCCGCGACAAGCAGUUCGAGGAUACCCGCCGCAACAUCAUUCGCUACGCGGUCUUCUGGACCUUCCAGGCCGUUUGGGUGUAUAUUGUGUCACUGCCUGUAAUAAUAAUCAAUUCACCGCGCCACUCGCAGCCGCGUGCUCCGAAGACCAUGACCACACUGGACUCCACGGGCACGGGCAUGUUCAUCGUGGGAUUGCUGGCGGAGACCUAUGCGGAUCUGCAGAAGUUCUCCUUCCGCCAGGAUCCGGCCAAUCAGGGCAAGUUCUGCAAUGAUGGACUGUGGAGCGUGUCGCGGCAUCCGAACUACUUUGGCGAAGUGGUCAUCUGGUGGGGCAUCUUUGCCAUAUCGCUGAACGUGAUCAGUGGCCACGAGUGGGUGGCGAUUGCCUCGCCCAUUUUCACCACGAUGAUCAUCCUCUUUUUGUCGGGGAUUCCCCUUCGCGAACGAAGUGCCGAUGAGAAGUACAAAGACCAACUGGAGUACCGGAAGUACAAAGCCUCCACCUCGCCGCUGAUACCAGUGCCACCUGCCGUCUACGUGGAGGUGCCCAGUGCCCUGAAGUUCAUCCUGUGCUGCGAGUUCCCCAUCUACGACUCCAUGCGCAUCCAGAAGGACCUCAGUCCCUACUCGCUCUCCAUUGCCCGCUCCCACUCGCACAUCUAGCAGUCAGUGGCCCACU